AUGCCAUUGCACAGAAAUGGGAGCCUCCCCAUGGUCUACUUUCAAGAUUUUGUGCUGGAGGGAUUUCAGGGUGGCCUGGAGACCCAGGCUCUGCUCUUUGCUGUUUUCCUGAACCUGUACAUGGUAAUUGUGAUGGGGAACCUCACUAUUAUCAUGGUCAUCACCUUGGAUGCCCGCCUGCACUCUUCUUCCUCAUCUGUCAUUGCCCCCAAUGCCCCGGCCAACUUCUUCUCCCCACCCAAGGUCAUCACCUGCUGUGCCACCCAGUUAUUCUUCAUCUCCUUACUGGUCGCCACUGAAGGCUUCCUCCUGGGCGUCAUGGCCUGUGACCAUUUCAUGGCCGUCUGCAGCUCCCUGUGCUACCCCAUCACCAUGUGCCACUCUGCCUACACUCACCUGGUGCUGGGCACCUACCGUGGAGGCUGCCUCAGCUCUGCUGUGCAGACCAGCCUCACAUUCCGCCUCCCGUUCUGCAGCUCCAACUGCAUCAAGCACUUCUUCUGUGACGUGUCCCCUCUGCUCCAGCUUGCCUGUGGCAGCACAGCCAUCAACGAACUUCUGUUUGGCAUCUGUGGGCUCAUCACUGUGGGUGUGACAUUUGUAGUCCUCAUCUCCUAUGGCUACGUCACAGUGACCAUCCUGAGAAUGCGCUCAGGAGCUGGGAGACGCAAGGUCUUCUCCACCUGUGGCUCCCACAUGACUGUAGUGACUCUCUUUGUUGGGACUGUCUUUGUCAUGGAUGCCCAGCCAGGAGCCAUUGAGUCCAUGGAACAGGGCAAGGUGGUCUCUGUCUUCUACAUGUUGGUCAUCCCAAUGCUCAGUCCUCUCAUCUACAGUCUUCGAAACAAGGAUGUGAAGGAGGCCCUGCGGAGGCUGGGCCAGAGACACAUGGUCACAUGA
Messenger RNA from Puma concolor (puma), 900 nucleotides. RefSeq names its product olfactory receptor 9S13-like. Gene Ontology annotation, biological process: G protein-coupled receptor signaling pathway. Gene Ontology annotation, molecular function: olfactory receptor activity; G protein-coupled receptor activity. Lineage: Eukaryota; Metazoa; Chordata; Mammalia; Carnivora; Felidae. Gene Ontology annotation, cellular component: membrane. The record is from RefSeq and is a predicted model, not a curated record.